Molecule: messenger RNA, 1197 nt
Organism: Alternaria conjuncta
Lineage: Eukaryota; Fungi; Ascomycota; Dothideomycetes; Pleosporales; Pleosporaceae
Exons: 2
Coding region: 1-1197 (398 amino acids)
Biological process (GO): polysaccharide biosynthetic process
Molecular function (GO): oxidoreductase activity, acting on the CH-OH group of donors, NAD or NADP as acceptor; NAD binding; oxidoreductase activity, acting on the CH-CH group of donors, NAD or NADP as acceptor
Source: RefSeq, a predicted model, not a curated record
AUGGAGAAGUACGAUCAGAAUUCCGUUGUUGCGAUCAUCGGAGUGGGAUAUGUCGGCGAACAUCUCAUGGAAGUCUUCUCUUCCGCUUACCAGGUUAUUGGGUACGACGUCUCGGCUCCUCGAAUAGAAAGACUGCGCUUGAAGCACUCACGGAGAGACAAUGUCAAAUUCUCAAGCGAUGAGACUGAUUUGAGAGACGCGGCACACUUUCUCGUUUGCGUACCGACCACCCUGGGAUUGAACGGCCAAGUCGACUCCUCACAUGUUCGCAGCGCAAUAGACAUGCUGCAACGCUACGCAACCGACAAGUCGAUAGUGGUCAUAGAGAGUACCGUUGCGGUCGGCAUGACAAGAGCACUGCUUGGGCCGCUGGCCGGAUCGCGCGGCAUUCUUGCCGGGAUGUCACCAGAGAGAAUCGACCCAGGCCGAAUCGAGCCGCCGCCUAAAUCAAUACCAAAGGUUGUCUCGGGGCUCGACGACAUUGCCCCAGGCUCGCUGGACGCCAUUGUACGUCUGUAUGAGACGGUCUUCGAUACUGUGAUCCCUGUCAGCAAACCCGAAGUCGCGGAAAUGUCAAAGUUGUACGAGAACUGCCAAAGGACGAUAGCCAUUGCGUACGCCAACGAGAUGUCAGACGCUUGCCAGGGACUUGGGAUCGACCCGUUCGAAGUGGCGCGCACAGCCGCCAGCAAACCUUUUGGGUACCUGCCCAUGUACCCUUCAUUGGGAAUCGGGGGUCAUUGCAUCCCGGUCAACCCGAUCUACUUCAUGUCGACGUGCAAUCUGCCGCUUCUCCAACAAGCACACGAGAAGAUGAUGUCGCGGCCGUCGCGAAUCGCCAGCCAGCUUCUGGCAACUAUGCUAGACGAGUGCCACAAAAAUCAUGGUUCGACACACCGCCCCAGGCUUCUUGUCGUCGGUGUCGGUUUCAAGCCUGGCCAGUCGGACCUGUCACAUUCGCCUGGCCUGCAGUUGCUCAACUACGUGCGACAGUCGGGAGAGGUAGAUCUCAUGUUUUGCGAUCCUCUGGUGAACCAGGAGGCGAUACCCGAAGUAUCAAGAUUGGAAGAAGGUUCUUGGCAGCCUGACGUCUUGAGGUCGUUUGACGCCAUCGUCGUAGCGGCGAAACAACCUGGCUUAGAUUACACAGUUCUGGAAACCUUGGCAGAUGUGCGGAUUGAAGUCUGGAACCGAUGA